AUGAAACUGUUCAUUCUGUUAGCAAUUUUCGGGGUUUCGGUACUGGAAUCCUCCAUUACCGGACCACCACAAAUUGUUCGAUUCACUCGUCACCGUGGACCAUUCCAUUCGUUUGGAACGAAACCACCACCAGUUGGUGAAUCUCUUGUCAAAGUCCAGCAUUCCGAAAAAAGAAUUGGUGAAAAAAUUACAAUAGAAAAAUUUCAGCCAACUUUUUACAAACAUGCCAAACCAUUCACUAUCAAUCCAUGGGGACCAUUAUCUCCUUACAUUCAUUACAUUAAAAAGUCUUUAAAUUUGGAUGUAACUAAAAAACCCCCCAGAAGUGGUCUAACACCAAAAGAAGAGGUCCGUCAAGAAACUUUAGAUUAA
Caenorhabditis briggsae is the source of this 372-nucleotide messenger RNA. NCBI's taxonomy places the organism in Eukaryota, Metazoa, Nematoda, Chromadorea, Rhabditida, Rhabditidae. The coding region runs from base 1 to 372 and encodes 123 amino acids. The transcript has 2 exons. The record is from RefSeq and is a predicted model, not a curated record.